Olea europaea var. sylvestris is the source of this 731-nucleotide messenger RNA. Its product is annotated as CBL-interacting serine/threonine-protein kinase 3-like. NCBI's taxonomy places the organism in Eukaryota, Viridiplantae, Streptophyta, Magnoliopsida, Lamiales, Oleaceae. Gene Ontology annotation, biological process: signal transduction. The coding region runs from base 1 to 468 and encodes 155 amino acids. The transcript is spliced from 5 exons. The record is from RefSeq and is a predicted model, not a curated record.
AUGGACUUUCAAUUCAAGAGGGAAACGAGGUUCUCAUCUAGAUGCCUAGCAAAUGAGAUAGUCAGUAAAAUUGAAGAAGCUGCUGAGCCUCUUGGUUUUGAUGUUCGAAAGAAGAGCUACAAGAUGAGGCUAGAAAAUGUGAAAGCUGGAAGAAAAGGAAACCUUAAUAUUGUCACUGAGGUUUUCCAAGUUGCACCUUCUCUGCAUAUGGUUGAGGUUAGAAAGGCAAAGGGAGACACUCUCGAGUUCCACAAGUUCUAUAAAAAACUUUCGACGAGCCUCGAGGAGUUUGGAAAACUGAAGAUGACAUGCAGGAAUAAAAUUAGUUGUUUUACUUCUAUAACGAAGAAAAUAAGAGUCACUCUCUUCUGUGGACUGAUUAAAAAUGAUGUAAAGGUUCAGGUUCUUCAUUCUUUUGUGUAUUUUGUUGUCUUUCGUGGGAUUUUUCUCUCCCGUGGAAGAAUAUAAUUCAAAGGGAUUUUCCGAUUAUUUCUGGUGAUAAAUAUUGUAAUCCAUUUCGCAAUGUUAUAAUAAGAAAUUCCCACAAUUUGUUUAGGCAGAACUCGCUUCUUGAUAACAAGUUUUUUUCUGGUUUACAGUGGCUAGAGAAAAAUUAUUACUAGACAGUAUAAUUAUGAAAAAGUUUAUUUUCUUCAAUAUUGUUUAGUGCUCGACUGUGGUUGAGUUUAUCUGCAUGAGACAAAUUUCAAUUUAGAAACAAUGUGGUUGAA